Microbotryum saponariae is the source of this 2256-nucleotide messenger RNA. The record is from the annotation of a GenBank genome assembly. Lineage: Eukaryota; Fungi; Basidiomycota; Microbotryomycetes; Microbotryales; Microbotryaceae.
AUGAGUUUCCUGUGGGGUCCUUCGGCCGGUCAAUCCGAAUUUGACACAUUGCUGGGUCAGUACAUCCCCCUCUGUCGGUGGUGGUCGGUGUUAUGACUCGAUUCGAGCCCCCCCACUCGAGUGAUGGUUGUCGCUUCGGCGAGUCAUCUGCGGUGUCAUCAGAAGCAUGUGACCCAAUCAGAGCUCGAACCUGAUCAUUCGUUCGCACGUUGCCAACCAACAGAGAAAACGACCUCGGACCUGCUCCCCUCCUCGACCCCGCCGGACCUCGUCGCAUCGCUCCAACUCGCCGAUCUAAUCCGUUCGACCGCCGUACCCGCCUCGGCCGCCAGCAAAUCCAUCUUUCGUCGUCUCCGUCACCCCAACCCCAACGUCCAACUACUAGCCCUCUCCGUUCUGGACAUAUGCGUCAAGAACGGCGGCACACCUUUCCUCACCGCCGUAGCAGGCAAGGAAUUCGCGAAUGAACUCGAAUCGUUGGCGAAAGGUGGUAGUACUAGUUCGGGUAGUAACCGCGACGUCAAGGACAAGGUCAUCGCCAAGUUGCAGGAUUGGGCUACGGCCUUUGUCGGGAAGGAGGGGUUGAAGGGGAGUGAGUUGGUUAGGGUUUAUGAGAGGAUGAAGGCCGAUGGGUUCGCUUUCCCGCCGACGGAUCCGACCGCUACGGCCGCGAUGGUCGAAUCGUUAUCGGUCAGUUUCAGGGCGGGGAAAUGCUCUCAAAAGGGGGGUUGACAGAUGCUCAUACCUCAGCAUUUCACUCUGCGUGGAUUGACUUUUACGCAGGCCCCGGACUGGAAGGACGCGGCGUACUGCACUCGGUGCCGAACCGAUUUCACCACUUUUAAUCGCAAGCACCACUGUCGCAACUGCGGCGACGUCUUUGACCAACAAUGCUCGUCCAACGUCGCUCCCCUACCCCAUUUCGGCAUCACCGAAGCCGUGCGGGUGUGCGACGGGUGCGUCAAGAAGGUCAAGGAAGGCAAAGGCGCGAGCGUGCUCGCUCGAAGUACGAGUUUGGGCAGUGCGCAACGACAAGCCGAUCGACCGGGCUUGCCCGAACGGAGUUCGACCGUCGGACAUGGAUCAAGUUCGAGUAGUGGACGACGGAACGCUUCCGCGAGGGCAAAGGAGGACGAGGACUUGCAGCGCGCUAUUGCGGCGAGUUUGCUCGAGUCGAACCCUUCUUCGUCGAGGGGACCGGCGUUCGAAUCGCGCAACAAGGACGUACCUGCCAAAUCGGGGUAUACACCUUCUUAUGCGACGAAUGAAACGAGGACCUCGUCGAUACCGGACAAGACGGCGGGGGUGAAGGAGGAAGAGGAUCCAGAUUUGGCGGCGGCGAUUGCUGCGUCAUUGAGGGACGUUGCGCCCGCUCCUUCGGCACCGACCUUCGACUCUCACCCUACACCACCGGCGGCGACCUAUGCUUCGCUGUUCCCUAAUCAAGGAUACCAAAGCACCGCUGCACCAACGCACGCGACUCGAUAUGCUGUCUUACCUUCCUACGAUCUCUCCCCUACCGAAUCCUCGACAUUACACACCUUCACUUCCGCACUUGCACAACCGCCACCUCAGCUAGGGCAUCGCGAACGACAACUGUACGAGCAAGCCAGUCUAGCCGCUCCGAGGUUGGAAAGAGGGCUCGAAGACGCGGAGAGGAGGAAGGAGAUGUUGGUCGAGAUGAACCUCAAGUUGGCCGAGGCGGCGAGGAUGUAUCAGGGUGCUUUGGAGAACGCUGCGAGAGCGUAUCAUGCACCACAGCGACAACAGGUGGGGUACGGUGCGACGGUGGGGACACAGCAGCAACAACAACAACAGUAUGCGGGCGCGGUGGCGCAGGCUUCGUCGGCGGCGGCGUCGAUGCAGCAGACGUACCAGGAUCCGAGGUAUGCUUAUCAGCCUACUCCGAUAGGACAGCCUUUACCCUACACCAUCGCAUCCGCACCCCCGACGCACGCGCACGCCCACGAACAGAGCUAUGCUCCUCAACCACAAACAUAUGCACAACCUCAAUCUCAUCCUCAUCCUCAGCAAAGCGUCAUAUCCCCCGUUCCCGCUCAGGCCCCAGCUCAAGCCCCAGUCCAAGUCCAAGCCCAGCUUCAACCAGCAGGGUAUUACAAGCCCUCGCAAUUCCCUAGCGUACCCUCCGGCCCGCAGGCGAUGUUGUUCCCCCAUGUACCGCAGGAAGAACCCUGGACCAAGAGGGAGGAGCAAUUGGUGGAGGAGCAGAAGGUCGGGGAGUUGAUUGAGCUUUGA